Molecule: messenger RNA, 7965 nt
Organism: Procambarus clarkii (red swamp crayfish)
Lineage: Eukaryota; Metazoa; Arthropoda; Malacostraca; Decapoda; Cambaridae
Source: RefSeq, a predicted model, not a curated record
CCGGCCAGGGUGGGGGGGUCAGUAGCCAUGUGGACCUCGAGGCGUGUGGUCACGCCCGCCGGCCUCCUCACCACCUGCAGCUCCGUCUUCACCUUGGUGCUCCUUAUCUUCUGUCUCGCCGUCUGCAGUGGGAAUUAUGUGAUAACGACGCCGCAGGAGUGGGUGGUAGGGAAGCCAAGUCAGGUGUGUGUGAUAGUGAAUGACACCGCUUCCCCGGCCGGCUCCCUCAUCCUUAGCGUCACACGCUUGGACGAGAGCGAGGUCACCGUUCUCUUCCCCAACACCACCAUUGCAGUACCACCCGGAGAGACAGAGUUCUGCUAUAACGUGAAUAUAACGAGACCUGUGUAUCAUGACUACGGGAACGUCCUGUCGGUGACGGGUGAGGUGGACGGGAAGAUGAUCAACCAUACGGCCGAGCUCGUCUUUCUCGACGACGACAAGAGGACCAUCGUCCAGACAGACAAGUACCUCUAUCGUCCUACCCAGACGGUCCAUAUUAGGAUCGUCUCUUUCACCUACCCGAAUUUCAGUGUCUCUACCAAUCCAUACCCGCGGGUGUCGGUGAUGUCCCCCGAGCCCUCCCUCUACCAUAUCGCCAGGUGGGAACAUGUUGACAACUCGGCUGGUCUUGUACACCUCCACGUGAACCUCAUUGAUGAACCCGAGCUGGGAAUCUACUAUAUUCUUGUUAGGACUACGGACAAUAUAACCUAUACUUCGGAGUUCGAGGUGAAGGAGGAUGUGUUGUCGCAAUUUGAGGUGGUGAUCGAGACCCCUACCUAUGUCUACGUCACAAACACACAGUUCAACUUCUCAGUCUGCGCCAUGUACAGCCAUGGCGAGGCGGUACAAGGUAACCUCACGGUUGAAGUCAACAACACUGGGAAUAGGGCGUGUGAGGUCGCCUUCAACAUGUCGAACACCUUGCCAGAUGGAUAUAAAAAAUUGAUCUCCGGGUGCAAAAAUCUAGAUGUAUACUCCAAAGAUAUAAGGGUGAUAGACUGCUUAGUAAACUUAGUACAGCUGAGAGCCAUAGUGACAGAAAAGGGGACAGGUGUUCAGGUGACAGAGACGGUCCAAAUCUCUCUCCUCUCUCAAGCCAUCACUUUAAAAGUCCUGGGAAAGGAUCAGUACAUGAAGCCAAACCUUCCAUACACCAUACAGGUGAAGGCCGAGCUCCCGGACAAGUCGCCUGCUGUGGACGUGCCCGUGGAGAUGUGUGCAGGAGAGGUCUGCACUAACGCCACCUCUCCUGACGAUGGUAUUAUUACAGCACUGGUUUACUCGCCAACUGCUAACCAGUUUACGAUUACGGCACCAAGCAUCCGGGCCCUCAUGGACAGUACCAGGCGUGUCAGAACAAUUGAACACUUCUUCUCUGCAUCGAACGCCUCCCUGCUAAUCCAGGCUCCCGAGGCACCUCUCAGCUGCAACUCCAGCGGCCCUAACAACCACAACAUUUCCGUCCUGUUCUCUUCUGUUAACCAGACCAGGGCUGUCAUCACGGUCCAGGUAAUGGCAAAUAGAGAGGUCAAAUAUUUCGGCAGUAAGGAAUACGAGCUGACUGCCAGCGCUCUUCCCGUCAACACUGAAAACGUGGUUGGUGGGCCACCUGUUGUGCUCCCAAAACACGCCAUAAUCGGCGUCAUCAACAUCACAUUCACCCUCCCAGUCUCGGCGUCCCCUGUUGCCAAGGUGUUGAUAUGGUACACGCGCGACGACGGAGAGGUGGUGUCAGACUCCAGGAGGAUGCCUGUGGAGAGAUGCCUUCCUAAUCCAGUGGAUCUGAAAUGGUCAGUGUCGCAGGCAAAGCAGGGACAACGAGCUACAAUACAACUUACAUCAGCACCAAAUUCAUUUUGUAGCUUUGGUGUGAUAGACAAGAGUUUGGAGCUCCUGAAACCUCAAAGUGAUCCAUUCUCCCUUGAUGUCCUCUUCCGUUAUGUGGAUCUCCUGGUCUACACUUUUAAAAGUGAUGCCGAAAAGGAUAACGAAUACUGUAAGAAGGGCUUGGAAUCAAGGCAAGAUUCUGGAAAAUACAAUACCUACUACACCAACUAUGUGGAUUCUCUUGCAAUGUUUGAAGAAGCUGGCUUACACGUCUUCUCUAACCUGGAGCUGGAAACAAGGCCGUGUAAGAUUGAAGAAGUUCGUAAGAUCUCUCAACGCAACGAAAAGCAAGAUUUUCCAUAUUUUAUGACAAAUUGUGGCGGAGUGGCUAAGUCAGUAAAGAAGAAACUAGCUGAUGAAACAAAGAGGACCCUACGUGAUGAGCCGAAGAAGGUCCCACGUGAUGAGCCGGAGAAGGUCCCACCUGAUGAGCCAGAGAAGGUCCCACCUGAUGAACCGCGCAGGGUCCCACGUGAUAGGCCGGGGAGGGUCCCAGGUGAUGAGCCGCAGAGGGCCUACAGGACACUCUUCCCAGAGACGUGGUUGUGGGAACUCUUCAUGCUGCCGUCUGGUGGUGCGAGGCGGGAGGUGACAGUGCCUGGUAUCUUCGCCGAGUGGGUGGGCAUGGCAGUGUGCGUCCACCCACAGCAAGGUCUUGGCGUCUCCAGCAAGGUGAACAUAACCACCUUCUCCAAUUUCUUCGUCGAUCUCACCCUCCCUCCAUCCAUCAAACUAGGAGAAAUCCUGCCGGUGAAGAUAUCGGUCUUUAACUUCCACGAUGGUCGAUUACCGGUUUUAGUGGAAUUAGUGAAGAGUAAAGAAUACAAGAUGGUGGUGUCUGAGAGGGAGACGGCGGGCGCCCACGCGGCUUGUGUGGACGAAAAGACCAAGGUGGUACACGUGGUCAGGAUAAAACCGUCCGUCGUGGGCACAGUUAUGUUGAACGUUACGGCCAGUAUAGAUAAAGGCGAAUCUGCCGUCUGUCGGCCCACCAACGCUUCGCUAACAGGCAGUGACAGUUUGAUCAAAGGCAUUGUUGUGGAGGCCGAGGGGCUCCCUCAGGAGGACGUUUGGACCAGAUAUGUCUGCUCUACACAUACGGAGAUGAUGUCGACUUCGUACGUGACGUGGGAGGUGAAGGUCCCGACGGGCAUCGUGGAGACGUCUGUUCAAGGCUGGGUCACUGUUCUGGGCAACCUCCUCUUACCCUCCAUACAGAAUUUGGGGCAUCUGAUCAAUUUACCGUCGAGGUGUGGGGAGCAGAACAUGCUCAACUUGGCUGUCAGCGUCUUCAUCCUUCAGUACUUGAAUAGCACAAGACAGCACGACCCGGAGACCACCAAGAAACUUCUUAACCUCAUACAAACAGACUAUGUGCGCGAGAUUGUGUACGGACGGGAUGACGGUUCCUACAGUGGCUUCGGGAAAGCUGAUGCCGCUGGCUCCAGCUGGCUCACUGCCUUCGUCCUCAAGUCCUUUGCCCAGGCCAGCUCUUUUAUAGCGAUUGAUAGGAAGAAGCUGCACAAGACCCUAACGUGGCUCCUGAGCACCCAGAACACUACUACUGGCUGCUUCCAUUCUGUUGGGAAAGUCUUCAACAAGUGCAUGCGGGGAAACAUAGCUGGCCAGGAGUCCCCGGUACCUCAGACGGCCUACGUGGUUACCGCCUUGCUGGAGACAGGGAUGAAACCUACCACUACAGUCAUCUUAAAUGCAACUUCCUGUGUGGCCAAUGACUCGUCUCAGGAUAUCUACACCAUGGCGCUCAAGUCUUACGCUCUCGCCCUCGCUAAACGAAAAGAGGCCCAUCAGGUGCUCCAGCAGCUCACUGGGAAAGCUAAUGUCACUAAGAAUACCAUACAUUGGGAUAUAUGGAGUGACAAUUUCCAAAGAAAAGCAUUGGAGGUAGAGACUGCGAGUUACGCCCUCCUAGCUAUGGUGGCCACGAAUUACACGGUGCAUAAACCACAAAUACGGAAGAUAGUCAAGUGGAUAGCAAGACAGAGAAAUAGCCAGGGAGGCUUUUACACCACACAGGAUACAGUCGUAGCUCUACAAGCUCUGUCUGUCUACGAGUCGCAUUUCUAUGAAGGCAACUUGAACAUGGUGGCCACGGUGAUAGGUGGCGGCGUGAACCAUUCCGUCAUUGUACACGAGGGUAACAGGUCCUUCACCAAGAUGAUGCGCCUUACCUACCUUCCAGCAAUGCUCAAUUUUAGAAUAAUGGGCAAAGGUUGCCUGAUGGUCCAGUCUGUCGUGAAGUACAAUGUGACGGAGCGUAAAGCAAGUGCUGCCUUCACACUGACUGUGAAGACGGAGCCUGACAAGAUGUGUGUGAUAAAGCACUUUACUGCCUGUGGCAGCUACUUGCUGCCAGAUGACAGGUCCAACAUGGCUAUCCUGGAGGUCAACCUCGUGUCCGGCUACGUCCCCAAUAAGUCAGACCUUGUGAAAAUCACGGAGAGCGGUUCUGAGGUCAAGAAGUAUGAAGUGGAUGGCAGGAAGGUUACCUUUUACCUGGACGAGUUGACUAAGCGAGAGACGUGUGUAGUGUUCCGCCUCACACGAGAGGUUAGGGUUCACAACACCAAGCGUGGCACUGUGCUUCUCUAUGACUACUAUCAACCCGGGCUCGCUAUUUCUGAGGACUAUGAAAUUCCUCGUGUUCUAAAUUGCAUAUAGGCCAUCCUGGUGGAGCUAUACCUCAAGCAAUGCUCUUCUAUAAAGGGAUACUUCCUCUGGUGUAAUUGUCGGGACCCACAGCCUCCGAGAAGAGAAUAAAAGGCAUUCAGAGAAUCCCUUGCAGAUACUUUGACAGUUUUAGCAUUUUCUUCUACCACUUCUAUUUUUUGUAAUAAAUAUGAUUUAUUAUUUAUAUUACAUUUUUUCAUUGUUACAUUGUGUUUCAACUACUAUAAUACAUGAGUCACUGUUCAAACAUCUCUGCACAAGUGCUCAUAACACAGGAGGUAUUUUACUUCUAGUUUGUGACACUGAAGUGCUGGAACAGGAAACUGGCUGCCCUUGGGUUGCUGGUUUGCCUUAUGAGUUUCUCUCCCACCGCCUUCCGAAAGUUGAGUGGACAUUUACCCCAGGUUUCCAGGGGUCUCUUAGCCUAUUGGCACGAGCCUGUAACAAUGCUCCGAGUCAUUGUAUUACUGGUUUCCUUGGAUUCCCUGAAGAUGGCAGCAAUACCACCUUGGUCUUCACUGUUCUCUAGAUAAAUAUCGGCCAAUGUAGAAGCACAAGUUUAAUCCCUGGUUUCUUCAAGGUUGCAGGGUAAUUCCAUUUGGAAGCUUGAAACUAUUGUCAGAUUUGCACAUUUGGCAAUGUGCAAACUUUAUGCGGGACACUUUGCUGUAACAUUCUCUAAUGUCACUGCCUCGAAACUUUCCUUCUGGUCUACGGCAGACGAGACCAGGGUUUCUGUAUUGGUUUAUCAAUGCACAGCUGCAAAUACACCUGUGUUGAGUGGUAAGACACAUGGUAAAACUAAUAGGAAGCGCUGGGCCGUCCAGGUGGAUGCCAAGAGUAAUUAGGGACAGCCAACAGGAAGCUUCCCCAACCUCUCAUGAGGAACUGCCACAGCAAAGAGCCGGGUUUUACCUUGCACAGAAGCUGGCUCCAGCAUUGUUUGAAGCCAUGUUUACUAUGGGGCUGUAAUUGCGUCCGCUCGCGCGCACACGACAAUGUCUGACCAUAAAGGAAAAUGACAGGAAAUUCCUUCAGUACUUUCGUUUUAAUACAUCUUCAGAAGAGCGAAUAUUACAAUUGGGGGCGGGGAGAUAUAGGCAGGAAGGAUGCAAGCUAGAUGGAAAAAUAAGUCUUUAGUUCACGAACAUAAGAAGAGCAAACUGCAGAAGGCCCAUUGACAAAUACAUGAGUGUGUUCCAAGAAGCAUCAAUUCUAAUGAGAAAUGUAUUAAUGAAUCUCGAUUAGUUUUUUAAUUGAUCUAUUAAAAAUAGAUCCAAAUUGUACAAACAUUUACUAAUGUCUGCGAGAAUCAGUAAGAGCCAUAAGGAUGAUUCGAACCCGCCCACUCGGUCCUCAAGCAAACUACACCCCCUUCCAGAGUGUCUCCACUACCACUACCACUACACCCCCUUCCAGAGUGUCACCUGGUGGCGAGGAGAUUCUCGUACGCCUCCGAGGUUGGUGAGGGUUGCCUCGACCCUCUCGGCGUGAUAAGGUACAUACCCACAGGGAUCUCGUUCUGGUCAACGGCCCCCUAUGUUGCCUAUUGUUCCUUCAUCUGGGCGAUGAGACUCCCUGUGGCCUCUGGUGGGCAACACUGCUGCCAUUCACUCGGGCCUCGUAAGACAGACGAGCAUCAAGUCAUCCUUGCUUAUGAUAAUUAACUCAUUAUACAUUUUAAGUAGUUCAAAGGAGAAAGCGCUAAACCAUUACGACUGUAUAGCACCGAGAGGUCAGUCUGCUCUUGGUGGCCGUGGACACAGAACUGAGACCCCCAUCGUUGUACCUAUCAAAGAGAACUAGUUGCAGGAUUGGCUAAUGAUGAGCAGUCCUGUUAUAUUAAUAAUGUGGAAGAGCACCAAAAUGAGGACAGAUGUUAAGUCUAUAUCUAUGUCCUUGGCGUUAUACCCACUUGAAUAGGUGUAGACUGUCCAAGUGAACGGCAACAAAUUAACACAUUGACCCAGCAUUUAUUUAUUUAUUUAUACAAGAGUUCUUACAUUCUUGUACAGCCACAAGCACGCAUAGCGUUUCGGGCAAGACCUUGAAUCCUAAUUUUCACACACAAACCCCAGGAAGCAGCCCGUAGCAGCUGUCUAACUCCCAGGUACCUGUUUACUGCUAGGUAAACAGGAGGAAAUCAGGAUGAAUUUUGGAUCAGGAUCAGGCCUGCCCACUUGUUUCCGCCUCCACCGGCGAUCGAACCCGGACCCUUAGGACUACGAACCCCAAGUGCUGUCCAUUCAGCCGUCAGCCCCCCCCCCCCAAUGGAUCAUACCAGCUCUUAGUAGUUGCUACUAAGGAGUGAAAUCCGAUAAGUAACUCUUACACACACAGGAAUGUAUAGUAGCCAGGAGAGGUAGUAUUGGACUCCGCAAAUAGACAUCCUGGAGUCUUAAGGCACUGUGCAUUGUAUUGCAGGUUAGUGCGUGGUGUGCGGCCGACCUACUCACCUGACCUACUCAGUUUUAUUUAAAAGGUCACAUCGGCUUAUUUUGGUGUUCGUGUAAAUGAUCAUUUUAGGUUUUUUUGAGUUAUAAUGUCUGAUUUUCAUGUCAUCUUAGUCUGUACAUUCAUGAUGCCUAGAAUCAUUUAUUGAGUGAAUCUGUUGCUACACAGCCUUCCCGGUUAGGUGCCUUCUUUUGAUAAUAAUUUACUUAUUGAGUGAAUAACUUCUGUUAGAGAUGACGAUACAGUUAUGGACGGCCAGGUCACAAAUAUUCACAACACUUGAAUUGGUGUUAACGUUAUAGAAAACAAGUCCCUCUUUACGGCUGAUGACUCUUCCCAUUGUUUAUAUUGAUAAGUGUUCUUAUAGUAGUUAUUCUUGUGAUAGUAACCACCUUCAUGUAGUUUCACAUGUUUAUAUAAAUUCCCCGUGUACAUAUCACUCAUUUUUAGGACUUUAAAUGCUCUGUUUACCUUGUAUAUAUCGCUGAACUGUUUACCGUACAAUGGAAAUAUUGACUACAGUAUUUAUACUACUGUUUUGGCGGUAUUGUUUAUUUAAAUGUUGACAUUGCUUUGUUUAUAUUCAUGUAUUUACUAAUUUUUUUUUACUUAGUACAGUACAGUAUUAAAGCUAUGCUUAAGUGUUGACAUUAACUUUGUUUACUAUCUCGGGUUGUCAUUUUACUGUAUAUACUGCCGUGUUGAUAUUAGCAAUUGUCACUAGAAAGUGAUUCACUAUAACGAUAUCAAAGAAUGUCACUAAUCAUAAACUCUUAAAUGAAUGUGUUAAAGGUUGAACGUGUCCACACCCUCGUGCUCAAUCUGAGUGCAGAGUGAUAGCCUAAUUUAAGUGAUUUACUACCGGGAGUAAUGUCUAAUCAAUGUUUGAUAUUUCUAUAUUGUCAUGUGAGUAAAGUUUUGACAAAU